AUGGGCGCACUGCCCACCAAGGAAGAUGGCCCCACCGGCUUGCCCUCGUCCCCGCGUAAUAACCGCUCAGAGCACAUCAACCCUUCCGCCUUUUCCCCUCACCCAUCCCAGAGAUCCUCCCACGAGGACCUGGACAUUCCCCACGAGAAGCGUCUCGCCAAGCGUCAGAUCGAAGUCUACUAUCGCGACUUUUUCAUGCUCUACCAUGACCGCGAGCAUGCCAUAGCACGCAUCGAGUCCGCUGCACGCGCGGGCCAUAUCGAUGAGGCUACCAGGGUGAGGCUUCGGAAGGAACAGUUUAUGCGGGAGCUCGAAUACAUUCGCCGCAAGCGCAACCCCAUGAGCAUUGCCCACUACGAAAUUAUACGCAAAAUUGGACAAGGCAGCUUUGGCGAGGUCUUUCUCGUCAGGCAUCGCGGCGAUCGACGCUUGUAUGCUAUGAAAAAGUUGCAGAAGAGGGAUAUGAUUUACAAGAGGCAGGUCCACCACGUCUGGCUCGAGCGCUUUGUUCUGGCCUCUGUCGGCGAGCACCCGCUUGUCGUCAAGAUGCAUUACUCGUUUCAAGACGAACACCAUCUCUACUUUAUCAUGGAAUACUUGCACGGCGGCGACAUGAUGACAAUGUUUAUCCGCAAGGAGUUUCUCCCCGAGGAUUGGGCCCGUUUUUAUAUUGCCGAGCUCGUCGUCGCUAUUGAUGCCCUCCACAGGACGGGUAUCAUUCAUCGCGAUAUCAAGCCCGACAAUAUUCUUUUCCGAAAAGACGGCCACAUCUGCUUGUCUGAUUUUGGCCUUUCGAAAAGUCUCAUGCAGCCCUCGGAGCGCCACUGGCUUGCUAUCACAAGCACAGAAUACGUCAACCGCCCCAACUUUAUCGAGCAUAUCCGCCGCGGUGAUGUCGACUUCCCCCUUGCCUACAGAGUCAAGCUAUGGAAGGCUCUGGCCAAGGAGAAUGCUUUCUCCCAGGUUGGCACUCCCAAUUAUAUCGCCCCAGAGGUUCUCCAGGAUCGCAGUUACUCAGAGUCGUGCGACUGGUGGUCCGUCGGCGUUAUUCUUUUUGAAAUGCUUGUUGGUUGCCCCCCCUUCUGCUCCAGAGACCCGGCCAAUGUGACUAGUAUGAUAUGUCAGUGGAAGCGCUACUUUCACUUUCCCCGCGAGCUUCCCGAGUCAAGGAUGAGCCCUGCGGCAAGAGACUUGAUUUGUCGUCUCCUCUGCGAUUCGCGCAAUCGUCUGGGCGCCAAGCGUGGGUUGGAAGAAUUUAAAGAACACCCUUUCUUUGCUGGCAUUGAUUGGCAUAGUCUUGCCCGCACACCCGCUCCCUUUAUCCCAGAGCUAGAGUCAGAAGAAGAUACGCGCUAUUUCGAGGACGACAUCACAAAGUCGGACAUUUCAAAGCUCAUCCCGCGAAAACCCGAGAUGGCGCAAGAGCCGUGCAGUGGACUGUUGGAAACUUUUGAAAGUGGAAACGAAGACACUCGCAAUAGUACAUCCAAGAUAACGCGGCGUCGCUCCUCGAAGCGCUUCCGAUAUAACCGAAAUAGAGACUUGGAGUUUGUCGGCUUCACAUUUAUACCAAGGCACCUGGACACACAAUGGGGCGGCUACCAGAACUUGAACCAUGAGCCACAUCGGCAUCACGCGGCAGUAAGGAGGGGACAGCAGUCGUCGACGAUGACAAACGCGUUGUCACUGGAAGGUGGGAGAGAAGAGAGUCGGUUAAAGCCGUUGCGUUCCCCGCGCGGGGCGGAGGCCGCAGCAGUGAUCGCUGCAGCAGAAGUUGUGACAGAAAAGAAUCGUGGUACCCAUCUUCCAGAUCGUGUGACAGAUGCAGCUCUCGAGUGCAAGCAAACGGAAACGUCGGAUGGCAGAAGCGGACACGUCAGGUUUGUGGAUACGAACGAGGCCGUCGAACCUCAAAUGAGCGAAAAUGUGCCACCAACCGUGUCUUCCACCGCAGACGGCGCGUUCGCCAUCUCAACGCACAUCCAGAUGGACCGGGAGCAAACUCUAUCCGAGCCAGAGAGCUUUCCUGCGAUGGCACUCAAGAACGACGAGGAACUGGAAAAUGAUUCCGGCGGAGAUUCCCUCGGUGAGAAAGCACUUGGUGCAGAGGUGGUGAAGGAGGUCUCGAUUCGACCCUCUACUGUUUUUUGGGACGAAUUACCGCCCAAGCAGACCGAGGAGAAGCGAGAUGGGAGCAUCACGCGAAGUCUUCACAGCUGCAUUUCCCUCCCCGAGUUGCGAUCGAAACAUGCACGGUCAGACGUCGAGGACACUGAUGCAGAAGACGAGACCCAAGGAAUACCGGAAUCCGCCAACAUCGAGGCUGAGUCUGCAUGCUCGGCCGGCACCGACGACGAUGGUGUUGAGCGCCGCAUGAGCCGCCUCCAUAUACCAGAGGAGGUUUCGUCUUGUCCCCCAAUGAAAACUCCUCGCACGCGACAGGCUACAGGCACUAAUUCACCGCAGAGUGGCGUUAACUUGAAACCGACUGCGUCCGAAGUUGAUCUCUUCGUCGAUUAUGCAUCCAGGGAACUGAACACUGCGUCAAGGGAGUUGACCAACACUCCCACAAGUAACGUUCCUGCCGUUAUUCGGCAUGCAAAGGAAGACCUGUCGGGGACUGCAGCUGAAAUUCAAGAAAGCUUGGGGCCAAGGACCAGCACGUCCACAGCAAGCACUGAUAUGUCAGAGUUUCCGGAUCGAGCGAAUGCUCAUCCAGUUCCUAACAAUUCCGUCGUUUCCUCAGAUUCAAUGUAGUACAGAGCCUUACAUUUUAGUGGUACGGGCGCACCUUUGUUGGAGCAGCCCCCUAACUCUUGUAUAUAUGUAAACGAGUUAUUAUUGAUGACA
This is a messenger RNA of Chondrus crispus (carragheen), 2850 nucleotides long. RefSeq names its product Serine/threonine protein kinase Nuclear. The record is from RefSeq and is a predicted model, not a curated record. The transcript has 2 exons. Bases 1 to 2757 code for a protein of 918 amino acids. Gene Ontology annotation, biological process: intracellular signal transduction; peptidyl-serine phosphorylation. NCBI's taxonomy places the organism in Eukaryota, Rhodophyta, Florideophyceae, Gigartinales, Gigartinaceae. Gene Ontology annotation, molecular function: ATP binding; protein serine/threonine kinase activity.